AUGGCUCCAACCAAGCUCGAGAACGAGGAUCACUCCCGCGAUGCUGCUUUCAACAAAGCAAUGCAUAAGGAUUCAUCCAGCGCCGAGGGUGGUUUCCGUGCUAUGAUGGGAAAGGACUCUUCGGCUCAAAAGGCUGCUGUUGAUGAAUACUUCAAGCAUUGGGAUGACAAGGCUGCUAAGAACGAGACCAAGGAAGACAGAGAUGCACGCGUUGCAGAAUAUGCUACUUUGACCAGACAUUACUACAAUCUCGCAACCGAUCUUUACGAAUAUGGAUGGGGACAAUCUUUCCAUUUCUGUCGUUUCGCAUACGGGGAGCCUUUUUACCAAGCCAUUGCUCGUCACGAACAUUACCUCGCAGCCAAAAUUGGUAUCAAGGAUGGUGACAAAGUUUUGGACGUUGGAUGCGGUGUCGGUGGACCAGCAAGAGAGAUUGCCAAGUUCACUGGAGCACACAUUACUGGUUUGAACAACAACGAUUAUCAAAUUGAGCGUGCAACUCGAUAUGCGGCAAAGGAGGGCAUGUCUGAUCAAUUGAAAUUUGUCAAGGGAGAUUUCAUGCAAAUGUCUUUCCCAGAAAACUCUUUCGAUGCUGUUUAUGCAAUUGAAGCAACUGUUCACGCCCCAUCCCUCGAGGGUGUUUACUCCCAAAUUUUCAAGGUUCUCAAGCCAGGUGGAACUUUCGGUGUCUACGAAUGGCUCAUGACCGAUAACUACGAUAACGACAAUGAACAUCACCGUGAGAUUCGUCUCGGUAUUGAGCAAGGUGACGGAAUCUCCAACAUGGUCAAGAUUUCUGAGGGUAUCGCCGCCAUCAAAGCCGCUGGUUUCGAACUCGUACUCAAUGAGGAUUUGGCCAAGAGACCAGAUGCUACUCCAUGGUAUUAUCCUUUGGCUGGUGAAUUUAAGCACAUGGGUACCAUGGGAGAUUUCUUUACUAUUGCCCGUAUGACCAAGGUUGGUCGAGGAUUAGUCCACAAAUUUGUCGGUGCUUUGGAGUACUUGAAGUUGGCACCACACGGAACACAAAAGACAGCUGAUUCAUUGGCGUUGGCUGCUGAUUGUUUGGUUGCUGGUGCUAGGGAAGAUUUGUUCACCCCUAUGUAUUUGAUGGUUGCAAGAAAGCCUUUGGCAUAA
Molecule: messenger RNA, 1137 nt
Organism: Botrytis deweyae
Lineage: Eukaryota; Fungi; Ascomycota; Leotiomycetes; Helotiales; Sclerotiniaceae
Exons: 3
Coding region: 1-1137 (378 amino acids)
Biological process (GO): ergosterol biosynthetic process
Cellular component (GO): endoplasmic reticulum
Molecular function (GO): sterol 24-C-methyltransferase activity
Source: RefSeq, a predicted model, not a curated record